Molecule: messenger RNA, 1068 nt
Organism: Penicilliopsis zonata CBS 506.65
Lineage: Eukaryota; Fungi; Ascomycota; Eurotiomycetes; Eurotiales; Aspergillaceae
Exons: 1
Coding region: 82-963 (293 amino acids)
Biological process (GO): riboflavin biosynthetic process
Molecular function (GO): 5-amino-6-(5-phosphoribosylamino)uracil reductase activity
Source: RefSeq, a predicted model, not a curated record
CUAAAUUCUGUACAGACCAGCAAUUCACACAACAAUUCUUUCUUUCUUUCGUUCUAUAUUUAUAUUUAUUCAUUUCCCCAAAUGGCUCCUAGAGACGCACUGGAGUUCCCUGCCUCCGACAGGGUCUUUCUAGAACCCCACCUACCACCCCUGGACAGUUCCGCUACUCCUGCUACGCCUUCUACUACUACGCCAUUCACGACACUCACCUUCGCCACGUCGCUGGACUCUGCUCUCGCUCUGUCCCCGGGCACCCGCACUGUUCUGUCCGGCGCACAGUCCAAGGCGAUGACGCACUACCUGCGCUCUCGGCACGACGGGAUCUUAAUCGGCGUGGGCACCGCGGUAGCAGACGACCCGGGUCUGAACUGUCGGAUACUCGGUGUGAGCGGAUACGAAUCAGAAUUAGAAUCAGAAUCCCAAAGUCUAUCUCAAGAACUUCACGGCCAACCGCGUCCCGUGGUGAUUGAUCCGAAUGCACGCUGGGGGUUUUCCGAGGAAAGUAAACUCUUCCAACUCUGCCGAGAGGGAAAAGGACGUGCGCCGUGGAUAGUAGUCACGCAGGCGACGGCCCAAAGUAUUCCAUUUGAUAAAACGAGAUUGUUGGAGAGGUAUGGCGGCCGGUUCAUCACGGUGUCUUCCUCUUCUUCCGACUCACUCGACUGGCGGGCGAUCCUCGAGACGCUAAAGAUGAACGGCUUGUCCAGCGUGAUGAUCGAAGGGGGUGGACAAGUCAUUAAUUCGCUCCUGGAACCGCCGAAUCUCGGCCUGAUCGACAGUGUGAUUGUGACGAUUGCCCCAACGUGGCUUGGGCGCGGGGGGGUGGUGGUUUCGCCGGCGAGACGGGUUGACGAGGGGGGGAAUGCCAUUCCGGCGGCGAGGUUGAGAGAUGUUGUCUGGUAUCCUCUUGGUGAAGAUGUGGUGUUAUGUGGCAGGAUCGGUGGUGUACACUGUAGGGGGUAGAUAAUGUCUAGGCAUGAGUUUCUACGAAUAGUCACAGAUAGGAUAUAAUCUCAGUCACCAUACUAUCAAUAGAACUAACUAUCUAGAUAUACUAUCCAGAUAUAC